AUGCAGAGCGCAGAGGGAAAAGCCUACGAGUAUUUCCAGACCAAUCUGGAGGGGCGGCUGAAGAGUAUCGUAGGGGAUAACCCUCGAUUCUCAAUCUGCCGUAUAGCACUUGCGGACACGGAAGAAUGGAUACCCAAGUAUACCACUACAGACUCUAUGGGCUCGCAGGCUCUGGUUCAGAAGAUGACGCACCAGCUUCGUAGCCGGGACCUUCAAAUCCUCUGGGUGGCCACUCAGGAGAGAGACAACUGGGCCAAGCUGAUAGAUGGAAUUUUCAACAAUAUCUCCCUCUUCUGGACAGCGCGGCGAGUCACCAAGGUCUCCUACCUCCCAUACAUCUGCCUCAUCUGUGUCGUCUCGGUUUGGAAGAUCCUUUACAGCAAAGGCACCAAGUGCUGGGGUAUCGCCCCAUGGAACUCAUCGUAUUCCGAAAGAACACUUGAAUCGAUCUUUCAAGCCACUGGAACCGGGAAAAUCAACUUCUCUAUCGGCCUGUUAGCAGCUAACUUUUAUGGCUCACUAUUUCUCCCAGAAGCGUUCAUCUCUUUGGGUAUUACCUACGAGGUCGAGGCGGCCUUGAGAGGCUUUGAGAGGAGUGUCGCUAGGGAUAAGAUGGUGAAUGGGAUGAGCGAAGAGAUGGUGCGCAUUCCCUUUAAAGAUCGAGACUACGCCGAGGAUAUAACUAGGGCCGUUAUUCGGGUUGCCAAGGAGGCGUCUGUUAGUAGCUUAGAAUCCCCGUUUGAGAAGAUGCGUGCAAAAUAUCAAGACAAAGAUUAA
This is a messenger RNA of Fusarium vanettenii 77-13-4, 777 nucleotides long. RefSeq lists its product as uncharacterized. Bases 1 to 777 code for a protein of 258 amino acids. The transcript has 5 exons. The record is from RefSeq and is a predicted model, not a curated record. Lineage: Eukaryota; Fungi; Ascomycota; Sordariomycetes; Hypocreales; Nectriaceae.